AUGUCUUCCUCCACUGAAAAAUCACCUCCUCCCCCCGAGGCGCAACAACACCAGGAAUCGCAGCAGACUGUCCCUCCUCCCGCCAUCACGAUGCAGCAGCAGCAACCGGGUUUCCAGCCAUACAUCUACGCCGCGACAAACGCACCUCAAGUGUCAUACGUUCCCUAUCCAGGACCGACGCCGACCUUUGACGACCUGGAGCCCGUCCUGAUUAAGCCCUGGGAAAUCACAAAGACUGUGUUCCACGUUUUGUCUUUUCUUCUCGCGGCGGCGGGGAUUGGAUUGGGCUUUAGCAGUCUCAAUUUCACUUACUUUGCUUACACGGUCUGCAUCAUCGCCCUCCUCUGGUCCCUCAUCGAACUCAUCGUCCGCGCCGCCCGCAAAUUCCAAAAACACGGCAUCCACCCCGGCGCCCACAUCGCCCUCUCCCUCAUCAUCUUCCUCGUCGCCACAGUCCUCACCUCCCUCUUCGGCCCCUGGUUCCAAGACUCCUGGGGCGCAUCAUACGCCACUCAGUCCUGCGGCAACCAAUGGAACUCCACCACACAAACCGUCGUCUGGACAUGUACUGAUGAUGAGGACAAUUACGCUGCGAAACACAUGUUUGCGCAUGAGAGGAGUGUUUCGAUUGCUGUGGCGGUGGUUACGUAUUUGAUUGCGGCGAUUCAUUUUACGUUGUUUGUGGGUGCGUGUGUGGAUACGUCGAGGGUGAAUGCUGCUGCUUCGAGGCCGAUUUAUGUUAUUGCGCAGCCGGCGAUGAUGCAGCAGGGAUGGCAGAUGAUUCCACAGGUUCCUAUUCAACCUUCGCCUGUGGUUCAGCAGCCUGUAGCGGAUCGUGAUGUGGUUCCUGCAGAGAGUGAGAAAAGGACCUGGAGGAAUAAGCGCAAGGGGAAGGGUAAGGGCAAGGAGCCUGCUCUGAAUAACAUUGAGGAGCAAAACGAGACUACUGGUCAGCAAUCAUGA
Trichoderma harzianum CBS 226.95 is the source of this 963-nucleotide messenger RNA. RefSeq lists its product as hypothetical. The record is from RefSeq and is a predicted model, not a curated record. NCBI's taxonomy places the organism in Eukaryota, Fungi, Ascomycota, Sordariomycetes, Hypocreales, Hypocreaceae. Bases 1 to 963 code for a protein of 320 amino acids. The transcript has 2 exons.